This is a messenger RNA of Trichoderma aggressivum f. europaeum, 405 nucleotides long. RefSeq lists its product as uncharacterized. The transcript is spliced from 2 exons. NCBI's taxonomy places the organism in Eukaryota, Fungi, Ascomycota, Sordariomycetes, Hypocreales, Hypocreaceae. The record is from RefSeq and is a predicted model, not a curated record. The coding region runs from base 1 to 405 and encodes 134 amino acids.
AUGCAACACGGCCUCAGCAAGUAUGCUCCUCUGGUUAGCUUCAAUGCUAAGCUGAUGGUAGUGUCUAUCCUCAUGGAUGCCAUGCUUAUCGGUCUCAUAUCAUUGCCAAAUCAAGUUGUCUAUAUACAGUUUCACCCCGUCACUUACAUGGUCAAAUUGAACAUUGAGAUGUCCAUCACGAAAUUGUCAAAGGGAGAAAACGCCGACACGCAAAUGCCAUCCACGUCCGAUCACAGAACACAAGCGCGGGAGGAAGAAGAAGAGCACAAUCACCAGUCACAGAAUUACAAGCUACAAUCUGUCAACAGAACCAAGCCUACCGGAGAAGACCUCUCGUCCAUUGACGACGAUAUGGGUCAAUUUGAUGAAACAACAGCUGCUAGUACUCGCGGUAUCCUCGACUGA